UUACUAUUACUAACAUAAGUGUGACUCUCUAUCUGUUGAAAAGCAUGCCUUCAUUCACAUAACAAGUGAUAAAAAUGAAUACAUUUAUGUAAACAAAGUUAUCAAACAAUUAUUGUCUGAAGAAAUGGCAAAUCAUGUGUUAAAUGUAUUGUCUUUACAAAAGAGGAUCAAUAUAUUGUCAAACAAUAUUUGUCUUCGACUAAUACGCUAUAAUUCAACCCAAAGUCAGACCAAUGAAGACAAACACAACUCUGAAUUGACAUCCGAUAAGAAAGAGAAGACAGACUUUUUACCACUAAAUCUGAUGCCACAGAAAAUGUCCGCAAGGAUUGAAAGAAAGAGCUAUUUUGGAGAGAUCCGAAGUCCUAGAUAUAAGAAAAUGAAGACGAAUCAAAAGUGGUCAGACGUAUGGCCUGCGGCCAGAGUUUUUCAUCCGUCAACUGUUCCGUUGCCUUUACAUAUGGGAUAUACGAAUCGAAACUCAGGGGAAGUGCCGAGUGGUAAAUACCACAAUCCGGAACUAUUAAAAAUACCCAACUUUUUGCAUUUGACUCCACCGGUCAUACAAAAACAAUGCGAAGCAUUGAAACGUUUUUGUACCGAAUGGCCAAAAGGUCUCGAAACGGAUGAAAAGUGUGACAAACAUUUCCCGAUUCAAAUCAAGACGAAAGAGUUUGUAUUCAGCGGAACAUCUAUUCGAUGGCCAGACUAUCGUAUCGUUGAAUUGCAAGUAAAGAUGUCUGCAUUGCCUCUCGAUUAUCAUUUAAAAGACAAAAUGAAACGAUUAUUAACUGAAAGAUAUGAUGAAAAAACAGACACCAUUACCAUAACUGCAUCCAAAUGUCCUCUAAGAAAACAGAACUAUGAAUACGCCUUAUAUUUAUUGACUGCCGUCUACUUUGAGUCAUUGAAAGUAGAAGAAUGGGAGACAGAAAUAGCAGAAUCUGAUUGGGAAAAGUAUUAUUGGAAUCAAAGCAAAUCCAAAGAAUCGAUUGUCUCAUACAUGAAACGAGUCAAACCUGAUCUCAAAGAGGAAGACAUUCUUAACGACCAAAAGGUUAAAUCAUUUGCGGAAUCAGUUUGUAAAUUGUUUGACGAGAAAAAAGUGAAACAAAAGAAAACAAAUACAGAUAAUUAUAAGCAAAACGUUUUACAACUAUUGUUCUGAAAUUCAUUUCAGUAACCGAUGUCUUCAUUAACUUUUUAUUGUAAUAAUUGGUUAUAAUUUUUUU
This is a messenger RNA of Oppia nitens, 1232 nucleotides long. It is a transcript of the gene mRpS35, whose product is annotated as 28S ribosomal protein S35, mitochondrial-like. The transcript is spliced from 3 exons. The record is from RefSeq and is a predicted model, not a curated record. Bases 125 to 1168 code for a protein of 347 amino acids. Gene Ontology annotation, cellular component: mitochondrial small ribosomal subunit. Lineage: Eukaryota; Metazoa; Arthropoda; Arachnida; Sarcoptiformes; Oppiidae. Gene Ontology annotation, biological process: mitochondrial translation. Gene Ontology annotation, molecular function: structural constituent of ribosome.